Molecule: messenger RNA, 1368 nt
Organism: Lachancea thermotolerans CBS 6340
Lineage: Eukaryota; Fungi; Ascomycota; Saccharomycetes; Saccharomycetales; Saccharomycetaceae
Exons: 1
Coding region: 1-1368 (455 amino acids)
Source: RefSeq, a predicted model, not a curated record
AUGAACUUAAAGGGUUGCCUGAGGCGAACAGUGUUUGACGAAGCAUUAGCAAAUAUGACUAGGACAUACAAAAAGCCCAAGGUCAACGACAACAGAACUCAGCUCGAGCACGAUGCCAUUGACAAGCUAUCUCAUGUGAAGCUGUCGUCGGAACAAGCACAGCUCAAGACCGAGGUGCUUCAAUUCGUUAGAGAUCAGCUCAAACGCUGGGAAAGUAGCAAGGACGGCCCUGCGAUGCUUGUAAUCCAGGGUGAUGCCGGAACUGGAAAGUCAGUGGUUUUGAACUCACUCUUUAACGAAUUACAGAGGCUGGCCUGUCCCUCUGAUGCGGCGCGAGACGAAUUAACGGGUACCAAGAACUAUUUGGUAGUUAACCACCCGGAGAUGCUCAAACUUUAUCACCGUAUAAGUAAAAACUUUCCCUAUAUUGCCAAGUCAUCGCUUGAGCGGCCCACUUCCUUAAUUAAUAAGUUGGAGAAAAGCAAGUCCAUUGCAGACGUUAUUGUUGUUGACGAGGCCCACUUACUUUCGACAUCGAAAGACGCGUUCAAGCGGUUUUAUGGCGAAAACCAUCUACAGUCGCUAAUGGCUCUAGGCAAAGUUCUGGUAGUGGUUUAUGAUGACAAGCAAUCGCUCCGUAUGGGCUCUUAUUGGGAAGAAAGCACCAACGACGGUUCUUCUUUAGCUCACUUUUACGAGCAGCUACCUGAAGGCCAUAAGCAAUGGCGUUACUUAAAGCAGCAAUUUCGGGUAGUUGCUGAACCCGAUGUAUUGGAAUGGAUUGAGCAGUUGAGUACCAAAGGAAAGAUAUUGCCCUUCCCUAAAUCCACAACCAACGGAACCUCCACAUUCGAUUUAAAAAUUUGGGAGGACUGUGGGGCCAUGUAUUCCAAGCUGAAGGAGCUCAACGAAGAGUAUGGUCAAUGCCGCAUGUUGGCAACAUACGAUUUUCCUUACAGGCUCGACGGCAAGGACUACUUUGUCACUUGUGGCGAUAACUUUAAACUCAGGUGGGACAGGUAUAUGCCCAAAUCCAUACUGCCCUGGAGCGAGCGGCCUAGUAGUAUCGACGAAGUUGGCAGCGUUUACACAGUGCAGGGGUUUGACCUGAACUACGCCGGGGUAAUCUUAGGACGGAGUGUUGGCUACGACGCUAGCAACGACUGCAUUAAAUUAAUGCCUGAAUUCUACGACGACCACGCUGGUUUUACGAAGAAAAAAAACAUCAAAAACGCGGACCAGGUUAAACUCAAGAUUAUCAUGAACAGCAUAAAUGUCUUAAUGACCAGGGGAGUCAAAGGUCUUUAUCUAUAUGCGUAUGAUCCUGAGUUAAGACAGAGGCUGUUGAGGUGCUCAGGAAGCGCGUGA